This is a messenger RNA of Diospyros lotus (date-plum), 1158 nucleotides long. RefSeq names its product lactoylglutathione lyase GLX1-like. Gene Ontology annotation, cellular component: cytoplasm. The transcript has 9 exons. The record is from RefSeq and is a predicted model, not a curated record. Gene Ontology annotation, molecular function: lactoylglutathione lyase activity; metal ion binding. NCBI's taxonomy places the organism in Eukaryota, Viridiplantae, Streptophyta, Magnoliopsida, Ericales, Ebenaceae. The coding region runs from base 154 to 1008 and encodes 284 amino acids.
CUCUUCUUCAUCCAAGCUUCUCAACCCAGACUUGGAUGCCCUCCCUUGAGGGGCCCUGCAGCUCAAUCUCACGAUUUGUCAACCAAUACUUCAUCAUUACUUUGAGCAAAUAUAGAGCCGAAUAAACACAUCUAACUUCAAGUUUGCCGCGCGAUGGACUCGCGUUCAGUGGAUAUGGAUGAGUUGAUGGAAUGGCCAAAGAAGGACAAUCGCCGCUUUUUACGUGCUGAGUAUCGCGUGGCAGACCUUGAUCGCGCCAUUAAGUUUUACGAAGAAUGUUUGGGGAUGAAACUUCUGAGGAAGAGAGACAUUGAAGAGGAGAAUUACUCGAGAGCUUUCCUGGGAUUUGGCCCCGAAGAAUCACAUUUUGUGGCAGCAUUAACAUGCAAUUAUGGAGCGGAUAAGCUUGAGAUUGGGACUGGUUUUGGCCAUUUUGCUAUUGCAAACACAGAUGUUUACAAAAUGGUUGAAAAUAUAAGAGCCAAGGGUGGCACCAUCACCAGGGAGGCCGGUCCAAUCAAGGGUGGAAAGACUGUCUUUGCCUUUGUGAAAGAUGUCGACGGCUACGCUUUCGAGCUAAUCCAAAGACCUAUUCCUCAGCCACUCUGUCAAGUAAAUCUCAACGUGUGCGAUCUUGAUCGCGCUGUCAAGUUCUACGAAAAAGCUUUGGGGAUGAAAUUAUUGUACAAGUUUGAUAGGCCACAAGAGAGGUUUACAGUGGCCUUGAUGGGUUAUACCAACGAAUUCGACACAGUUUUAGAGCUGAAAUAUGACUAUGGUGUCACGGAAUAUACCAAAGGAAAUGGAUACGCACAGGUUGCCAUAACCACAGACGACGUAUACAAAAGUGUUGAGGUUGUGAAGGCAGUUGCUGCAGAGCUUGGAGGAACAAUCACUCAUUAUCAACCUCCUGAAAUCAACAUGAAGGUCCUCUCGUUUCAAGAUCCAGAAGGAUGGAAAAUUAUUCUUGUUGACAAUGAAGAUUUUCUGAAGGAACUGAAGAAGUGACUGCAUAAUAGAAAAUGAGAGAGAGAGAGAGAGAGAGAGAGAGAGAGAGAGAGAGAGAUCAGUACGUAUUUCAGAUAUGAAUCACUUAAAGUUUAUGCAAAUACAUCAUCUGGCUGUAUGAAUAUAACUUAGUUUAUGCAAUAAUUCAGA